This is a messenger RNA of Effrenium voratum, 1815 nucleotides long. NCBI's taxonomy places the organism in Eukaryota, Dinophyceae, Suessiales, Symbiodiniaceae. The record is from the annotation of a GenBank genome assembly.
CAAGGCUCAGCACUUGGCAAUGACCUGCUCUUGAAUUUCGGCCGCCUCCGCCGGUCAGUUUGCCAUGGCGAGCACCAAGCGCUUCGUGGAGCAGCGCAUCGUCAAGAGGCGAGAGCAGGAAGCCAAAGACUUAGACCUCCGGCGCCGCCUGAUGGAGAACAACAUCUAUUCAGGCUACGGUAAGAGUGAGCUCAACGUGGAAAAGAAGCGCCGCGCGCUGUCGGAGGCUGCUGAACGGCGUGAGCUCUGUAUGGACUACAGCUUUGUGAAGACCGAGCAAGACAAAGCCAAGCGAGUUCAAAUCGCUCAGUUCGAAGAGCAGCUAGCGGAUGAAAUGGCCAAGCGUAAGGCCGAAACUAUGCGGAGUGAGAUGGACCGCCGGCGGAUCUGCGAUGGUUCCGAAGAGCUGCGGACCUUGAAAGAAAGGCUGCACAUGGCCAAAGUCAACAAGGAGCGCGCCCAGCAGCUUUUGGAGAUUGAGGUGCGGAAAGAGAAGGACCGUAUCACGCAGCACCUGCUUGCGGAGCAUAUGGAGGAUGAAAGGCUGGAGCAGCAGGAGUUGGAGCACAAGCUGGACAUUGAAAAGCGUCGCCAGAGAGAGCGCGUCAAAGUUAUUAACCAACAGCAGAUUGCCAUGAAGGAGGCACAGCGAGAUGAGGCGCUUCAAGAAUACAUGAAGGAGCGUGGCCAAGUCGAACAACUGGUGGCCAAAAUCGCGGCAGAAGAUGCCAACGAAGCCAAAGCACGAGCCGAGAAGCAACACGAGUCGCGGAUCAUGCUUCAGCAGUUCAUGGUGGAGCAGAAGGCAAAUCAGGAGAAGUUGGAAGCUGAAGAGAGGGCUGAGAACGAGCGCAUUGAAAAGUACGCCCAAGACAAACGAGAGCGCGAGGAGAGGCUGGCGCAGGAGAAGGCGGAGAAAGAGAAGGAGAAGCUGCGCAUCCUGAACGCAAUGCUGGGUCAGAUGGAGGCCAAGAACAAAGAAGCCGAGGAGCUCGAGCUCUUGCGGAACGACCUGCACUUGGAAGAGCUGGAGGCGGAGGCCCGCAGGCGCGAGGAGAUGCGGAUGCGGAAGAAGCUGGAAGACAAGGAGGAGAUGAGGAAUGCAUAUCUUUUCCAGAUGAGGGCCAAGGAAGACAAGAUGCUCCGAGCUCGCGAGGAGGAGGCCCGCAUGCGAGAAGAGCUGCUGAAGAAGUUUGCUGAGGAUGACCGAAUUGAACAGCUCAAUGAGCACAAGAAGAGGAUGAAGGUGGAGCAGCACAAAAGGGAGGCCGACCGCUUGGUGGACCUGCGCCGCGAGAUGUACGAGCUGGCAAGGGCUAAGGAGCGGGAAGAGCACGAGGAGCUGCGAAAGGAUGAGGAUAAGCGGCGGCAUAUCAUCGAGGAGGAGCGGCGGAGGCUACUGCGGGAGCAUGGGCGCGAGCUCAGGAAGUUCCUGCCGAAGCACACCUUGGAGAGCAUGGAGGACUACAAGUUGCUCUUCGGCGACGAUGAGCAGUAGGUUCAAGGACACCUUCGCGAGUCUUGGUCGAAGUCACCCUAGGAUCAACGUGUACAGGCCUUGUAUUUUUUGGGGCCUCCGGAUUCAACGGGUACUCCUUGAGUUUCACCUGCCCUUGCAACAUGCGCGGCGUUUAAAAUCAACGCCGCGUAGCACUCUUGGCCGAAUAUGGCCGGAGUUGCCAUUGUGUCACUUAUGGGCUAUGCACGACCUGAGUAGCAGAGCCUCUCUCUGAGAUAGAGAGGUUGGCCACAUGUGAAUGUCGGCCAAUGCGCAGAUAUUGAACUGACAACUGGAAAAGUGGGGCAAACGUGGCA